CCUCGAAGAUGGGCAUCCAAAAUCUCCUGCGAUUCAUGAAACCCUUCAUCGAGCCCGUCCACAUCGAGAAGUACUCUGGAAAGCGGAUUGGGAUCGAUGCGUAUUCAUGGCUUCAUAAAGGAGCUUAUUCUUGCAGCAUGGAGCUGUGUCUUGGAUCUCGGAGCGAAAGUGCGAAACGGUUUCUCAAGUAUUUCAUGCAUCACAUUGAUUUGCUUAGGCAUUAUAAGAUUACUCCGGUUGUUGUCUUUGAUGGCGGUAACAUGCCUUGCAAGGCCGCCACUGAGAAUGAACGCCAUAGGAGAAGAGAAAAUAAUCUUGAAUUGGCUAAGGAGAAGCUCAAACGAGGGGAUGUUAGAGGGGCAGUCGAAUUAUUUCAGAGAGCAGUUCGAAUUACUCCAUCAAUGGCACAUCAGCUGAUUCAGAUUUUGAGAAAAGAAAACGUUGAGUUUGUUGUUGCUCCGUAUGAAGCUGACGCUCAGUUAGCUUAUUUGUCUACUCUUGAUGCUGAUGAAGGUGGUGUUGAUGUUGUGAUAACAGAAGACAGUGAUCUUAUAGCUUAUGGUUGUCAAGCUGUAAUAUAUAAGAUGGACAGAUAUGGGAAUGGUGAAGAGCUUUUGCUUGACCGAGUCUUCAAUUCUGUUUCUAAUGAACUUUCCUUCAAGAAUUUUGAUAAAAAGUUGUUUACAGGCAUGUGUGUGCUAGCAGGCUGUGAUUUUCUUCCUUCUAUCAGUGGCAUUGGAAUAAAACGAGCUUACUCCUUGAUCUCAAAGUACAGAAACUUAGAUCGUGUUUUAUCAGCAUUGAAGCUUGACAAACACUAUCAAAUACCAGAAGAUUAUCCAGAGUUCUUUAGAAAAGCAGUUGCAGUCUUCCAUCAUGCUACCGUAUAUGAUGCAGAAACUAAAAAACUCAAACAUAUGAAACCUCUCCAGCAGAAGGAUAUGCACUCUCUAAUUGGAGACUUGGACUUUCUUGGACCAGAGCUCCCACCAUCAAUGGCUACUGCCAUUGCUGAAGGGCACUUGAAUCCUUUGACCAUGGAAGCUUUUGAUUGCUUAUAUAAGAGUCCUAGCCGCUCUGAUACACCUGCAGCAGAUAAUUGCAUCACCAUCUUUCCAGCCAAGCGAAUGAAAAAUGAAAAUAUUUCUUACAGAGAUGAAUCUCAGAUGUCAUUAACACAAGAGAGUUGCAUAACUAUCAUUUCAGACCAGCAAGUUGGCGAUGAGGAGAUUACAGUUACUAGGCAGGUAAAAGUAGACCAAAAGAAGUAUAUGAAAGAAGCUCUAUCACUUGGAAAACUAAUUGCACCAUUAGAAAGCCAACAAGAAGUAGAGAUACAUAUGGAGAGGAGGGAAAAACCAAAUAACAAUCCGUUCAAGAGAAGAAAAUUAGGCGACACCAAUCCAGUGAAAAAUGGUUUAUCUCAUCAAGUUCCUGUGCUCUUGGAUGCCGAAAAACCAGGCGAUUUUUUAUGCUCCUCAUCACCAGAAUCACAAGACACUGUGGAGUCUAAGCCUAACAGCAAAGCAAAGCAUCCAAAGACUAAAACCAAAACUGAUAACAAGAACUCCAUUCUCAGGUUCUUCCAGCCUUUGUAGUUAUAUAUUCUCAUUAUCAUGAAUCAAAACCAUUUUUUGCUAUUAUUAAUGCAAUGAUUUCAAUGGAGAUCAAGUUGUU
Messenger RNA from Dioscorea cayenensis subsp. rotundata (Guinea yam), 1677 nucleotides. RefSeq names its product exonuclease 1. NCBI's taxonomy places the organism in Eukaryota, Viridiplantae, Streptophyta, Magnoliopsida, Dioscoreales, Dioscoreaceae. Gene Ontology annotation, molecular function: 5'-flap endonuclease activity; DNA binding; metal ion binding. The coding region runs from base 9 to 1598 and encodes 529 amino acids. The record is from RefSeq and is a predicted model, not a curated record. The transcript is spliced from 12 exons.